Molecule: messenger RNA, 198 nt
Organism: Protopolystoma xenopodis
Lineage: Eukaryota; Metazoa; Platyhelminthes; Monogenea; Polystomatidea; Polystomatidae
Source: the annotation of a GenBank genome assembly
CGCCUUGUUGAAGAAGGUUCUCAUGUUAGCCUGAAGCGUUACCAAAUUGAUUCCACUCGCGUUGACCACGAUCGUGUAGUCAAUGAGAUCCUGCGUUCCAGUGCCGCUCAUAUAACGCGUAAAUUUUGUCUUUAUAUUGAUCUUUUCAUGCCUUUAUCUAUCUCAUCUGACGUUUCAUUAAAGGAGACUAGUAGCUAA